Bufo bufo (common toad) is the source of this 1715-nucleotide messenger RNA. RefSeq names its product iroquois homeobox 3 (gene IRX3). Gene Ontology annotation, molecular function: DNA-binding transcription factor activity, RNA polymerase II-specific; RNA polymerase II cis-regulatory region sequence-specific DNA binding. The coding region runs from base 271 to 1596 and encodes 441 amino acids. Lineage: Eukaryota; Metazoa; Chordata; Amphibia; Anura; Bufonidae. Gene Ontology annotation, cellular component: nucleus. The record is from RefSeq and is a predicted model, not a curated record. Gene Ontology annotation, biological process: cell development; neuron differentiation; regulation of transcription by RNA polymerase II. The transcript has 4 exons.
CUGGGAGGAGCCUGCGCCAGGACUUGAGAUGUCAAUCAGAGGGUGAGUGCCAAUGAUCUGAAGCAAUCUGUUAGGAGCUGACCUGGGUCCACUCAGAUCAAUAGCACCAGAGGGAGAGGACAGAGUCACCGGGAGCCCUUGCAAGGACCAUCCGAGCCCUGGAAGCACUCUAGAUUCAUGACCAGGAGGAGGCUGAGAAGAAGACCCAAGUCCUAAGCGGGGUGCCGAUUCUCCAGUAGUGGCCCCCUGAGCUGUGACUGCUGCUGCACCAUGUCCUUCCCUCAGCUGGGAUACCAGUACAUCAGACCCCUGUACCCCUCUGACAGGCAGGCUGUGGGGGGCAGCAGGAGCGGAGCUGCUGAACUCUCCCCGGCUGGGACCCUCUCCAAUGUGCUCUCCUCCAUGUAUGCGGCUCCCUAUGCUGCAGCUGCAGCCGCCCAGGCUUAUGGAGCCUUCCUGCCCUACACUGCAGAGCUGCCCAUCUUCUCACAGCUGGGCUCCCAAUACGACAUGAAGGACAGUCCAGGUGUACAACAUGCAGCUUUUUCCCACCAUCAUCCAGCAUUUUAUCCCUAUGGACAAUACCAGUUUGGAGAUCCGUCCAGGCCGAAAAAUGCAACGAGGGAGAGCACCAGUACCCUCAAGGCCUGGCUCAAUGAGCACAGGAAGAACCCUUACCCCACCAAGGGGGAGAAGAUUAUGCUGGCCAUUAUCACUAAGAUGACCCUCACCCAAGUGUCCACCUGGUUUGCCAACGCAAGGAGGAGGCUUAAAAAGGAGAAUAAAAUGACCUGGACUCCCAGGAGCAGGACAGACGAGGAAGGGAACACCUAUGAAAGUGACCAUGAAGAAGACAAGCGAGAAGAUGAAGAGGAGAUAGAUCUGGAGAAUAUUGACACUGAGGACAUUGAGAGUAAGGAAGAUCUGGAUGAGCAGGACACAGACUUGCAUUCGGACUCUAAGACUGACGCCAGAAGUGACUCUGAGGGCUCUGAUGGCUUUGAGGACCUGAAUGCAGCUGAGGAGGACAGGUUCCUCAAGUCUGUAGUAGGGGACAGCAGGGUGCACGAUAAGUGUGAGCUUCCCGAGGAGGCCAAGUCCCUACAACCCACCUGUGAACAGCUCAAACUGGACAAUAUUUCCCCUAAUCCCUCCCAGGACAACAACCUGCCAGCGGUCCAUAAACCUAAAAUCUGGUCCCUGGCAGAAACUGCUACUGCUCCAGACAACCCCCGCAAGUCCCCCCAUACUACUGGUAACCCCCAGACCUUGAUAGCACAACACAGACUCAUAGCCUGUCCUGGAAGCAGGUUCCAGAGCUGGACGGGGAGGACCUUCUCAGCCCAGCAGCUAUCCUUACUGAACUCUGCUCACUUCCUACAAGGACUGAGUGUCCACACUGCACCGACCAACACAGGCAAUGCAGCCUUCCAUAAAACAGCCGGGGACCAGCACACAGCAGAGCCAGAAACAGACAGACCGAGCACGUUGGAUCUAGAGAAAAAAAUUCGAAGUACAGCUUUUCAACCGGUUCAGAGAAGGUCACAGAAUCAGCUGGACGCUGCCAUGAUCCUCUCUGCAUUAUCCUCCUCCUAACAUUUUCUUUUAAUUAUUAUCUUUUUCUAAUGUUAUUAUAUUUUUUUUACAUCUGUUGUAAUAACUGUAAUAUAUAUAUAUAUAUAUAUAUAUAUAUAUAUAUAUAUAUAUAUAUAUAU